This is a messenger RNA of Saccostrea echinata, 359 nucleotides long. RefSeq names its product temptin-like. The record is from RefSeq and is a predicted model, not a curated record. The transcript is spliced from 2 exons. Lineage: Eukaryota; Metazoa; Mollusca; Bivalvia; Ostreida; Ostreidae. The coding region runs from base 12 to 359 and encodes 115 amino acids.
CUUGGGCUGAAAUGUUGUCAGGUGCCCUAACUGUGCUUUUCUUAUCUUUCUCUGCGUUUGGACUUCCCGGCUAUCGCUUGAAAAUACCAAAUGGAAUAAAUGUUCCCAACCCUUGUACCAAUGUGUUUGGAUUAUGGAAUGGAGUGGGACACAAUAUCGCGAACGGAGGGGGGUCACUAAAUCCGUUCGGACAGGAUUUUAUGGACGCUAACUUUACCUGGACUCAGGAGCUAUGUGGGAAAGACUCGGACUCUGAUGGGAAAAUUAACGGACUUGAACUCGGAGACUUUAACUGUUCCUGGUUUGAAGGACAACCUCCCAUGGGGGACCCCACAGGACAUCCAGGUACUAAUUUAUAG